Scylla paramamosain (green mud crab) is the source of this 5149-nucleotide messenger RNA. Its product is annotated as ionotropic receptor 93a-like. Gene Ontology annotation, molecular function: ligand-gated monoatomic ion channel activity. Gene Ontology annotation, cellular component: membrane. The transcript has 10 exons. Bases 3281 to 4342 code for a protein of 353 amino acids. Lineage: Eukaryota; Metazoa; Arthropoda; Malacostraca; Decapoda; Portunidae. The record is from RefSeq and is a predicted model, not a curated record.
UAAAUGAGGUUUGGCAGCAACGCCGGUUCCCUGUUGCAAGCAGGGAAGGUGAUGGUGUCCUCUCCAAUGCCUUCUCCGCUAGUUACAACACUCUACCCAGAAGUGCAUACCCGUGUGCACUAAGGAGUGGCUAUUAAAGUGAAUAAAUCAUCAUUAAAUAGAGUUUUCGAUUGUAGUAAUUUAUAGCGUCACGUUCGAAAUCUUGCAAAAAUAAGUUAUUGGAAGAAGAUAUUAUUCUUUGGAAAGGUAUGCAGGUGUUACAUAAGAAUUCCCAGAGGUUAAACAAGCAGGACAAAGCGUGCAGAAAGUAGACUCUAUGGAGUGAGAACGGCAACAUGAAAAUACGAUUGAAUUAACUUUGAGAAAACGAUCACGUACCUUUUCGGAUUCCAUUAUGUAAUUGAUGUUAAACUGCUAGAAUUAUCUCGACGUCUUAGUGGAGUAGGAAUAUCCCUUGAAUUCCUCGUUGAUUCCUUCAGACAAUCAUUUGUACAGAAAAGUAUUUUCUGUUGCCAGAUUAAAUAUCAUUCUGUGGCUAUUUACUGAUUUAAAUAAUUUUGAUAGUAAAACACUUGUUUGAAAAUACUUCCCAGCCUCUCAUUUACCCAACAGAAUGCUACAUUCCCUCCGCCAGCAGCGACAUGAUGGUGGCAGCGUUGUUGUAUUUUUGGUUCUUGGUGCCCCGUUUCCCUCUGGCAUCGACAUCUCUGUUGAAGAUUGAGGCGGACAGCUGGGAAGAAGGUGCGGCCUUGUCGGUGAAGGAGGUGCUUCAGGCGUCAUCGUUAAGUCAUGCCUCUCUCAUCGUCAUAACUGAAACCAGUUUCUCGGUGUGUCUUUGAAUAAACUUUUCUUUUUCAAUCACUUGGUCUGACUGUCAUUGAUUUUGUGACCGCCGUUCUUUGCGCGUUGGGUCAAUGAGAGACAAGAAACAAACUUUUCAGAGAGACGUCCAGAAGCUUCUCGGAGCCUCACUGGGCGUGGCAAUGUUUGAGACACCCUUGAAUGGGUCACAGCUCGUUCAGGUGGUCACACGCGCCCGUAAAGUAAGUUUUCGUUUGUGACAGGACGUUUUGAUUUUUUUUUCUUUUUGUUAUUGUCAGUAUUAAAGUGGUUCAUUCCUAUUUCUUGACCUGGGCCGUUUCCUAACGGGCAGGUGCGGGUGGCGUCGUGGAUGGUCGUGGUGGUGGUGGUGAGUGACGACCCAGUCUUUCUAGACGCCUUCGCCCAACAGGCCCGUGAGGGUCGCCUGCUGGUGUGGGCAACAAAACUCAUUGUGGUGACCCGUCGCGCGCCGCACCGCCUCCACCUGCUCUACCAGACUCUAUCCCUUACCAACUCCCUCCUGCUGCUGGUGGAUGGCACGGCAGGGGUGAGCAGGUGUGUGGGUGUGUCUGUGUGGAAGCUCUGCUAAAUUUGUUGUCAGCUUGAAUUGAACACAACUUUGCUGGUAUGUACUGGGAUGUUCAUAAGCACAACUAAAUAUGUCAGCGUUUCUUAAGGGCCUCCGUGAAGGCAGUGCUGCCUUUUCAAAGUCCCAGCCACGUAGCGCUGUGGAGAGCGUCCUGGACGGUAGGCCACGGUCUGCAAUUGAGUCAGCCGCUGUUCUGGGAUAAGUUUAACAAGUUUUCUAAGGAAACAUAUUUGAUAGUGGCAAUGGAAUCUAACGAAAGGAACACAGUAGUGAUGGUUCCAGACUCGACGGCCCCAGGUGGUGAAAGGCCAGUGUUUAAGGGCUACAUGAACACCGCCGUUGAGUAUCUGGCGCAAGGACUUAACUUCUCGUAAGCCGGCAUAAGAGCAUUAGACAGCUGGAAGAAACCAUAAUGGUAACACGUGGCUGUUCCUGUAUGAAACAUGCUUACCUGUUUUUAUCUAUCAUCUUCAUCCUCCUCAUCAUCUAUCCUCUAACUUCUACGUAUGUGACUGCUUCAUUUUUAUUUGUUAGAACCGAAUUAUUUCUUCUUGUGUCUUGCAAGAUUACCUGCUUUUAAAAGAUGCUUUGGACUAAAUUUAUAACGUCCUCUAUAUCACUAUUCCCCAUUAUCAGGUUUCAGUCGAUGUUCCUAAAAUUAGAAUCCCAACACACAUACUUGAUUACAUCUGCCUGCGCUAUUUGUCUCCUGCUUUAAAAGAAUAGAACUUUCUUUUGUAGUGUUUGGUGGUCUAUACGUUAAGCCUAAUAACAUUAUGUUCCUUUCUUGAUAUAAUCGCAUAUCGAGUGUUAUUUAUUAUUAUGCUACUGUUAACACAACAUUGGAUUGUACCACUUACUUUAAGUGCUACGCCGCCUCUUCUACUUUCUUCCCUGUUCUUAUAGAAUAAUGAGUAACCCUCUAUCUGAAUCACUGAAUGAAAUGUUUGUUUUUUUUUUUCUGAUAUUUUUUACCUAUUUGCUGUUACUUCAGUAUCACCAAAGUUUUUCUACUCUAUACAUGACAUUCUUUUCAGCAAGUCUUUUGUAUUUAAAAUACUCCUAUUGUUCACGUAAUAAUUUUUUUUUUUUUUUAUGUAGGAGGAACACUGGCCAAGGGCAACAAAAAAUCCAAUAAAAAAAAAAAAAAGCUCUCUGAGAUGGCAGUCCCAUAAAAGGGUCCAAAGCGGUAGUAAAAAAAUGAAGGAUGUGUGUCUUGAAACCUCCCUUUUGAAGGAAUUCAAGUCAUAGGAAGGUAGAAAUACAGAAGCAGGCAGGGAGUUCCAGAGUUUACCAAAGAAAGGGAUGAAUGAUUGAGAAAACUGGUUAACUCUUGGAAUAGAGAGGUGGAUAUAAUAGGGGUGAGAGAAAGAAGAAAGUCUUGUGCAGCGAGGCCACGGGAGGAGGGGAGGCCUGCAGUUAGCAAGAUUAGAAGAGCAGUUAGCAUGAAAAUAACGGUAGAAGACAUCUAAAGAUGCAACAUUGCGGCGAUAAGAGAGAGGCUGAAGACAGAGGAGAGAAGCUGAUCAGACGAAAAGCUUUUGAUUUCACAAAAAUGUAUGAUCUGUUUCUUGCCUUCGUGUUACUACAUUCAUCUCUUGAGUUAAGUAAUUUUUCUACCCUUUCUUUUUUAAGUCCCCUUCUCCUUUUCGACCAAAGAAAGAAAAAAAAAGAGUGAAGUUUGGAAGAAUGAAUACCCCAUGAGAGAUUUCUUUAAAGAUAUCAAGAAACUGAAAAAAAUGAAUACUUACAGUAAUCAACCAAUUAUGGUUCUUGAAGUAUUUUGGAAGAACGCUUAUAACAGUAUUUAUUGUUGGUCUGCAUCCAAACAGAUACACGUUUAGGCGGCCACCGGAUGGUGUGUGGGGAAUGAAGCUCAAGAAUGGCUCUGUGAUCGGCAUGGUGGGACAAGUCCACAGGGAGGAAGUGAAUAUGGCUCUGGGACCUUUCGCUAUCAACGCCGCCAGGUACGAAGCUGUUGAUUUUACUUGGCCGGUUGAGUACAUGUCUGUCAAGGUGUUCGCUGGCCGGAAGACUCCCGAAAUAGAUCCGUGGGGUUUUUUGCUGCCCCUCGGCCCCUGGGUGUGGGCGAUGGUACUCGCCUUCCUCCUUCUGCUUGCUCUCGUUUUCUUCCUUCUCUCAUCCAAGUUCUCCCCGCAUGACCCAACCUCGAAAAAUCUUCUCUCUUUCACCAGCAUUAUGCUUCGCCAGUCCGUGUCUUUGGGUGGCAGCGGGUGGUGGUGGCAGCGCGUGGUGCUGGGCGUGUGGAUGCUGAUGACCAUGGUGCUGACGCGCAGCUAUGAGGGCAACCUUAUGUCGCUGCUGGCCGUGAGACACGUGCCCCAACCCUACCAGACCCUCAGGGACGUGGUGGACGAUCCAUCUGUGGUCAUGGUCUGGUUUAAACAAGGUGCCACCAUGCAAGCGGUUAUGGAUUCCACCUCUGGAAUCUUGCACGAGGUGAAGGAGAGUGAGAAACAAGGGCGUCUUGCGUUCUUGCAUCCAGUGGAGUACGACAGCAUCCUGAACGAAAUUAUAGACCAGAAGAAAGUGAUAAUUGACUACGACACAAUAAUAACGGUCCUGAGAAUCAACCACUUCUCUCGUACAGGGCGGUGUGACUUCUACAUGGGAUCUGAGAGUAUAAUGGCUCACCCUUUUGCACUGAUCAGUCAGAAGGACAGUCCCCUCAUCCCAGCGAUCAACAUGCGGAUAAUGUCCAUGAUAGAAGCUGGACUUUACAACUAUUGGAGACUGGACGCUGCUCAGAACUCCAGUUCAUGUGAGCGAGAGCCAACCAAGAUCACCGUCAGCUCGUCCCUUUCACUCAGGCAGUGCUGGGCCAUGGUCGUGGUGCUAACGGUUGGCCUGAACGUCGGUCUGGUAAUGCUCUGCCUGGAAGUGGUACUCGCUGCAGUCUUGGCUCGCUGACUCCUGUAAAUCUAAGCCUCAGCCUGCAUGGACGACUCGUAUCGGAAAUGUCAGUGUUUCAUCUCCGAAGACAAACGUGUCUGUACGAGCGGUUGACCUUCCUGUGGCUGUGGUCUGCGGGCAUGUCAAUGCGAUCAAUCGCGCGGCGUUCUGGCAGAAGCCCACAGACUGUGCGGCGCUGGCUGGCCUGGUGGCAUCAAAAUGGACGCAUCUUAACGAUAAUUGGGGUUCGUCAGCAACGCCUGUUCCCUGUUGCAAGCAGGGAAGGUAAUGGUAUCCCCUCCAGUGCGAGGACAGACGCCAUCACCACCAGUUACAACACUCUAUCCAGAAGUGCAUACCCGUGUAUAGUAAGGAAUGCCUAUUGAAGUGAAUAAACCAUUCUUGAAUUGGGUUUUCGUUUAGAGUAAUUUGUUGCGUCACGUUUCAAAAUCUGACAUAAAAAAUUACUGGAAAAAUGUAUAUUUCUUUGCAAAGGUAUGCAGGUGGUAAAUAAGAAUUCCCAGAGGUUAGACAAGCAGAGAAAAAGUGCAGAAAGUAGACUGUAAGGAGUGCAAACGGCAACAAGAAAAUACAAUUGAAUUAGCUUUGAGAAAACAAUCAUGUACCUUUUCGAAUACCUUUAUGUAAUUCAUGUUAAACUAAUAUGUCACCUUGACGUUUUCUUAGUGGAGUAGGAAUAUAACUUGAAUCCCUCGUUAAUAGCGUCCUUCAGACAACCUUUUACAUAGAAAAGUAUUUUCUGUCAAGAGAUUAAAUAUUACUGAUUUAAUUCAUUUUGAUAAUAAAUUACUUGUCUGAAAAUGC